AUGGCCAGGAAGUACUCCACCAAUGGCGUGGUCCUGAAGAUCGAUGUGGACAAAUUUGAGGAGCUGACGGAGCGCUACAAGGUGCGCAGCAUGCCCACCUUUGUGUUCCUGAAGAACAACCGUCGUGUGGCCGCUUUUUCCGGCGCGGAUGAGUACAAACUGACCAACAUGAUGGCCAAGUUGGUAUAAACCUAGAAAAAAAGA
Molecule: messenger RNA, 204 nt
Organism: Drosophila suzukii
Lineage: Eukaryota; Metazoa; Arthropoda; Insecta; Diptera; Drosophilidae
Source: RefSeq, a predicted model, not a curated record